AUCACAAACAUGGAGAUGAAGAUGGGGAUGACCUUCACGAUCAAGGGCAAAAUCCACAACUGCAUUGACAGCUUUUACAUUAAGCUGGGCCAGGGGAAAGACCUCCUGAACCUUGUUUUUAACCCUCGCUUUGACGAAUCCGCCAUUGUCCUCAACUCGUGGGACGGCACCAACUGGGGACAAGAGCUUCGGGUCGACCAUAUGUGCUUCUCUCCGGGAUCCGAUGUCAAGUUCACUAUGGUCUUCCAGGGAAAUCAGUUCCAGGUGACACUGCCAGAUGGAUAUGUGAUCAGCUUCCCCAACAGAACCUCUGCACUACGUCUCUGCAAAUGGUCUCUACGUCUCCUCCUUUCAUCUUGA
Nannospalax galili (Upper Galilee mountains blind mole rat) is the source of this 360-nucleotide messenger RNA. Its product is annotated as galectin-2-like. The coding region runs from base 10 to 360 and encodes 116 amino acids. Gene Ontology annotation, molecular function: carbohydrate binding. The transcript has 3 exons. NCBI's taxonomy places the organism in Eukaryota, Metazoa, Chordata, Mammalia, Rodentia, Spalacidae. The record is from RefSeq and is a predicted model, not a curated record.